This is a messenger RNA of Oryza sativa Japonica Group (Japanese rice), 1269 nucleotides long. Its product is annotated as peroxidase 1-like. NCBI's taxonomy places the organism in Eukaryota, Viridiplantae, Streptophyta, Magnoliopsida, Poales, Poaceae. Gene Ontology annotation, cellular component: plasmodesma; plant-type cell wall. Gene Ontology annotation, biological process: hydrogen peroxide catabolic process; response to oxidative stress. The record is from RefSeq and is a predicted model, not a curated record. Gene Ontology annotation, molecular function: heme binding; peroxidase activity.
GCUCUGCGAGGACAUGCUCAUCCACAGCCAGCCAUCUAGAUCAGCAGCUAGCAGCAGCAUCAGCAGAUCGAGCAGCAAAACAUUCUUUGCUUAAUUUGGUUGUUGAUUUGUGUGUCGUGGCCAUGGCGAUCUCCAGGUGUUGUGUCGCGCUGCUGCUGCUCGUGGUGCUUGUCGCCGCGGGCUCUGCGGCCGCGGCGGCUGACCAGCUCCGCGUCGACUACUACCGCGAGACGUGCCCGAACGUCGAGGCCAUCGUCCGCGACGAGAUGGAGAAGAUCAUCGGCGCCGCCCCCAGCCUCGCCGGCCCGCUCCUCCGCCUCCAUUUCCACGACUGCUUCGUCCGGGGGUGCGACGCGUCCGUGCUGCUCAGCUCCACCGCGGGGAACGUGGCGGAGCGCGACGCGAAGCCGAACAAGAGCCUGCGCGGGUUCGGCUCCGUGGAGCGGGUGAAGGCGAGGCUGGAGGCGGCGUGCCCGGGCACCGUGUCGUGCGCCGACGUGCUCACGCUCAUGGCGCGCGACGCCGUCGUGCUGGCGCGGGGCCCCACCUGGCCGGUCGCCCUGGGGAGGAGGGACGGCAGGGUGUCCGCCGCCGGCGAGGCCGCCGCCAGCCUGCCACCCGCCGACGGCGACAUCGCGACGCUCCUCAGGAUCUUCGCCGCCAACGACCUCGACAUCAAGGACCUCGCCGUGCUCUCCGGCGCGCACACCCUCGGCACGGCGCACUGCCCGUCCUACGCCGGCAGGCUCUACAACUUCACCGGCAAGAACGACGCCGACCCGUCGCUGGACGGCGAGUACGCCGGCAGGCUGAGGGCCAGGUGCGCGAGCGCCACCGACGAGUCCGGCAUGAUCUCCGAGAUGGACCCGGGCAGCUACAAGACGUUCGACACCAGCUACUACCGCCAUGUCGCGAAGCGGAGGGGGCUCUUCUCCUCCGACGCGUCGCUGCUCACCGACGCCACCACCAGGGACUACGUGCGGCGGAUCGCCACCGGCAAGUUCGACGCCGAGUUCUUCAGCGACUUCGGCGAGUCCAUGACCAAGAUGGGCAACGUCCAGGUGCUCACCGGGGAGGAAGGAGAGAUCAGGAAGAAGUGCUACGUCAUCAACUCGUAGAAUGAAUCUAGCUAGUUAAAAAGCUUAAUUAAUUUAGCCGCACGAGAUGCAUACGUGGGGUGUGUUUUAAUUGAUCUUUGUAUUAUGUCACUUAUUAUUAUUAUUGUUCAGUAAAUUGAUUAUUCUCAGUGCGUACUUCCUCCAAUAGAAA